AUGUCUUCAAUGAUCCGAACUCGGGCCUUGCGAAAGGAGUUCGUUGUUGAUAAUCUACGGAAGCCUGACCUAAUCGCCCCAAGCCACGAGCCAUCCAGAGUGCUUCCACCUAACAACGUAUUACCCAAUCUUGAGGCAGUGUCUCAGCGACCUCGACUUCCACAAGAAGCAGGAACUCGUGGCCCAAGUUCAAGUAGCAUCAACCGACCCAAUGCAACAAUCUUAGGUUUCAAUCCGUCCGAAAUUGUCUUCCCGUCCAACAGCGUCCGGAAAGUAUUUGGUAUCAAGACUCGGAGUCGUAAGCUCCAGCCGCAAAGUACUAAGGAACGCGACCCCCGAUCUCUCAGCAAUGUUGACAUCCUUCUACACAAUCUAACUACCUCAAACCCCCCCGAACUCGGUACCUCAUCACGAAUCUAUAAUACCGAUUCGAUCACAACCCCUGGCCUAGCCGGGCUAGAAACGGAAGAUAGCUGCUUCAGCAACAUAUCAAAAAACUCCCCUAGCAUAUAUUGUCUAGAUAAUGGAAACGUUUUCAUCGGAAAGCUCAGGAGAUGCCGCCACCAACCUCAAUGGACGAGGAAUGGCACAAAGUUCGGAACCGUUUAUUCAAUACGUCGACAGGACACCGUUAUCGAGCCCGAACUAUGUAUGGCCGGGGAGAGCGAUGAUAAAUCUGAGACUGUGCAGCUAAAGCCCAUCAUAUUGAAUUCGGUGUGGAAGCAAAUUUGCAAGAAAAAAGUCCAAAAGCCUAUAAAUGAACUAGCCUAUCUUGAUGAACUGACUAAGGGAAGAGUUGAAGUCCAUCUCCGUGCACCGAGAUUUGCAGGGCGCCUCCAAUCAAAUCCAGAAACAGAAUCUGGACCCUCACCCGUCGCUCAUAGUACCGCGAAAGUUUACGUACUUCUUCCAGACAAAUUUUCGCCACAUGGAUUCUCCGCAAGUUGCAUGCAGGUGGGGUGUACUUCGCGCGAAGAAGCGGUUGCCGAACGUCCGUGGAUCAUCGAGGGUCUUAUCCGUGUCGACAGGGAGAUAUAUGCACUUACCACUGCUCAUCCAAUCUUCGAUGCAAUCUCGUACGGAGAUGACUCUGUGAGCGAAUUAUCUGCAUCAGAGUCGAGUUCUUCAUCUAGCUCCGAUCUAUCUGGUCCUAACAAUUCUCCUCCUUUGGAAUUUCCAAGAGGAACUCGACUUACCAACGUUUCUGAGACGCAACCCCACACAGCUCAGAGGAGCGAAGAGUCUUCGAGGUGGUCAUUGGCUGCUCUAGGUCCUGUGAACUACGCUAGCCGAUCCAGUUUGUCCGGAUUAGGAGACUACGACUUCAGCACGACUGAGAGUUACUUUGCGCUCGUACAAUUAGACCGGAGGGGAGAUGUACUGUACAAUUUUUACGAGUCUCCGGGAAAUCCCCAGUCAGAAUUUUGCACUAUUAAGAGUAUCUCCUCAGAUUUUACUGGUGGAGAAGUGCUCAUGAUCUGCUCACCAGCCGAUGUUAGGCCGGGAUAUUUACUUGAUGGAUCGGCAUUAUUUAUGAACAGAAUGAGCGUCUUUCAUACCAAAAAGAUUCAAACUCAAGUCCCCUUUGGUAGCGUGUCUGGUACCUGGGUUGUCUGCGGCGGGAGCUUGCUUAGAAUGAUUAUCGCGGUAUAUGAGUGCGAGGCAUACGUUCAUAUGCUACCAGUCGAUCAAAUAAUCCGAAGCAUCCAAUCACUCGUGUCCAAGAACGGCCGCAAAGCUUUAGUCGACCUUGCAGUCAGGAACCUUCCCAGGAUACAGUAUGACCAAGAAGGUGAAAUCACGGUGGUAAGCCCCUCACUUCCUAGAGCUCAAGCAGAGAAGCCUCAUGUCUCUUCCACUGAUGCUCAGCCGCCUCCAACAAAAACGGCAGAGGGAGAAAAGACGGGAAUAGAGACGGGAAUAGAGAUACCAAAUCUCUGA
This is a messenger RNA of Lindgomyces ingoldianus, 1941 nucleotides long. RefSeq lists its product as uncharacterized. Lineage: Eukaryota; Fungi; Ascomycota; Dothideomycetes; Pleosporales; Lindgomycetaceae. The coding region runs from base 1 to 1941 and encodes 646 amino acids. The transcript has 5 exons. The record is from RefSeq and is a predicted model, not a curated record.